This is a messenger RNA of Chelmon rostratus (copperband butterflyfish), 1913 nucleotides long. Its product is annotated as leishmanolysin-like peptidase 2. Lineage: Eukaryota; Metazoa; Chordata; Actinopteri; Chaetodontiformes; Chaetodontidae. The transcript has 14 exons. The coding region runs from base 1 to 1908 and encodes 635 amino acids. Gene Ontology annotation, molecular function: metalloendopeptidase activity. The record is from RefSeq and is a predicted model, not a curated record. Gene Ontology annotation, biological process: cell adhesion; proteolysis. Gene Ontology annotation, cellular component: membrane; cytoplasm.
AUGGUUUUACCUCCAUCCCAGAGACUCUGGGUGGGGAUGCUGGUGGUGAUUGCGGUGAUGAUGGAGUUCCCCAGCGCCCUGCAGAAGUGCAUCUUUGAUGAUGUUCAGGCCCAGGCCAGGGUGGUCCGAGCUGCGCCUGUCCACCCAGACGAGGCUGAGCUCAUAUCCCGGGCUGGGCAACAACUCGGUCAUCCAGGAUGGAGGGCAUCAUCCCUGCCUGGUCUGUCAGAGAGAGAGAGGAGAGGACUGAGCGAGAUGGCCCCGCCCACGCCUGACUCUCUCCAGCCAAUCAGGAUCCGGAGUUGGACUCCAAGGGAGAGCAACAGCCUAUCAGAGGCUGAGAAGGAGAGGCUGCAUGCAGCUGUGGAAGAGGCUGUGAGGAUGGUUUCUUCUUUACUGUCAGUGAAUAGAGUGCGGGGCCCAUUGCUGCUCAGCAGAGACAUCAACAAAUACUGCAAGUUUCUCUGGAAGAAUUCAAGUACCGUCAACUACAACAGGUGCGGUCGUGCCAACAACAACUACAGAUCUGAGACCUGCCUGGAUGUGACGAUCCCAGACGAUCACCUGGCUGGAUGUGAUAUUUACACCGAGGCUGAUUCACCUCGCAGGACCGAGCUCCGUCCUGAAGGUGCUGGAGUCCCUGACACCGACUUCCUGCUGUACCUCCACGUGCAGGCCACUGACAAGUGUAGAGCGGAGCCGAACGUGUUGGCCUACGCUGUCCACUGCCAGACGGAUGCCCGUGGACGCCCUGUGGCCGGGGUGGUGGUCAUCUGCAGGGACAGACUGACAGCAGCCACGUACAGCCACCGCGCUACUCUACAGACUGUGAUCCAUGAGCUGUUUCACACACUUGGUUUCUCUAAACAUCUCUUCCACACCUGGACAGACUGUUCCUCCACUUCUCCAGCGGGAGCUGGCUGUUCUCCUCGAGGCAAAGUGACUCACCAUGAUGGAUCAGGCCAGAUGAGGAUUUACACCCCGUCCGUCAUCUCAGCCCUGCAGAAGCACCUUGCAUCCCCUGACCCUGAGCUAGGAGGGCCUCUGGAGAACCUGGAUGUUCCUCAGGGUAGAGUGUCCUCUCACUGGGAGUCCCGGGUCCUGCAGGGCUCCAUCAUGGCGGCGGUGCUGGGGGACUCGACCACAGUCCGGAUCGACCCAGCCACCCUGGCUGCAUUACAGGAUACAGGCUGGUACGCUGUCAACCUGAGCAGGGCGCAGAGUCUAGUCUGGGGAGAUGGUGAAGGAGCCAUGUUUGGUUCUCUGUCAACCUGUCAGGACAAGUCCUCAUCCUUUUUCUGCACGGGCAGUGGAUUUGGGUGUCAUUAUCUUCACCUCCACAAGGGGGAAUGCCAGACCGACCAAUACCUUGAGGGCUGUCGCUUGUAUAAACCUCUCAUGAAUGGAAGUGAGUGUUGGAAAGAGGAAAACGGCAGGAAGUCAGCUGAAGAAGACUGGAGUGGUGAGAUCUUUGGUUUUGACAGCCGCUGCUUCUUCUCCAGCCUGACAAGUCAGAACCACAGUGAGUUUCUUUGGUUCAACAGCUCAGUGGGGGGACGUUGUUACAGGCACAGAUGUGCAGGACCAAACAGGUACCAGAUCCAGGUGUCCGGCUCUGAAUGGGUGGACUGUCCAGCAGGGGGCACCACUCAGAUAAAAGGAUACCAGGGUUUAGUUUCCUGCCCUGACAGGAGGUUAUGUCUGCACGCUGAUGUUACUCCUCCCUCAGAUGGUGUCAGUACAUUUCCUGCUACUAUCACAAGACCUUCCACAGACGUCACUGUGGCCACAGCUCUCGGCAUCGCUGCUGCUGUGUGUCUCCUGGCUGCAGUCAUCAUGUCUUACAGGAAAUGUUGCCCCUGCAGGGUCAGGAUCCACUCGGCCCCAGACCAUUGCAGUCAGGUGUAGCAGAC